AUGAUGCUACGAGUGGCGAGACUAACUGACGAUGCCGACUACGAUUCCGGCGAAACGUUUGGAAAUGUACCGCGUCCACGACUGGCGCAGCGCCUUCUUCCCUUAUCUGAUCUUAAAGCGAAAGUCGAAGAGCUGAAAAAUGAUAACAAUCUUCUUGUCAAGCAAAAUUCGAAGCUUCGCGCUGAGGAUUCUGGCUUUACUGAUCUGGGAUUGGUUACCUUCUUUAAAUGUGAAUUUGCGUCAUCAAUUCAAUUGAAUUCCACUCUCUGCUUGUUCAUUUUUCCAUAA
Molecule: messenger RNA, 288 nt
Organism: Protopolystoma xenopodis
Lineage: Eukaryota; Metazoa; Platyhelminthes; Monogenea; Polystomatidea; Polystomatidae
Source: the annotation of a GenBank genome assembly